Molecule: messenger RNA, 468 nt
Organism: Brassicogethes aeneus
Lineage: Eukaryota; Metazoa; Arthropoda; Insecta; Coleoptera; Nitidulidae
Source: the annotation of a GenBank genome assembly
AUGGGUCCCAUCAUGGCUUCCAAGCAAGAAAUAGAAGUUUUGGAAAAUUGGGAGGAAAUUGACGAGACUGAUGUAUUAGAAAAAAAAUUUACAAAACUCAUAGCACCAAGUAAAUCCUUAGAUUGUAAAAGUAAUGGAGUAGCACCAACAAUGAACAUUAUAUUAACUGGGGAUGAUGCCUUACGAUCCCAAUAUGUGCCUCCAGAACCCACAGUAAAAAUACUGAAAAGGCCUUCAAAAGAUGCUCAAAAUUACGGUGACUCUAAAGUGUACCAACCAAAAAAGACUUUACAACAACGGGAACAAGAAUAUGCCGAAGCAAGACUUAGGAUAUUAGGGGAAGCUAGCCCUGAAAAAGUCGAAGAAAAAAUUAGUAUACAAAACAAACCUCGACCAGUGGAAUCAGAAAAUGUGAUACGACUGCCGAAAGGGCCUGACGGCACGAACGGCUUCAACAUUCGGAGAUAG